GCUCCGACUGCAUGAAGAAAAGGUCAUUAAAGAUCGGCGACACCACCUCAAGACGUACCCGAACUGCUUUGUUGCCAAAGAGCUGAUUGACUGGCUGAUUGACCAUAAAGAAGCCUCAGACCGAGAGACAGCCAUUAAACUGGUGCAGAAAUUACUGGAUCACAGCAUUAUCCACCAUGUCUGUGAUGAGCAUAAAGAAUUCAAGGAUGUCAAAUUGUUCUACCGCUUCAGAAAAGAUGACGGGACGUUUCCCCUGGACAAUGAGGUGAAGGUCUUCAUGAGAGGACAAAGACUAUAUGAAAAGCUGAUGAGUUCUGAAAAUACCCUUCUGCAAGCCAGGGAAGAGGAAGGAGUCAAGUACGAACGAACCUUCGUGGCAUCGGAAUUCAUCGACUGGCUGAUCCAGGAAGGAGAGGCCACGACACGGAGCGAAGCGGAGCAGCUCGGCCGCAGGCUUUUGGAGCACGGCAUUAUACAGCAUG
Acanthisitta chloris (rifleman) is the source of this 482-nucleotide messenger RNA. Its product is annotated as DEP domain-containing mTOR-interacting protein-like. Gene Ontology annotation, biological process: intracellular signal transduction. The record is from RefSeq and is a predicted model, not a curated record. The transcript has 3 exons. The annotation marks the transcript as partial. Lineage: Eukaryota; Metazoa; Chordata; Aves; Passeriformes; Acanthisittidae.